CACGAGAGUCGACAACAAUGCAAUGCAAGCCACUUGCGUCUUCCUGACUGACUGACUGACCAUCCGUCACACACACAAACACGUGGCCACACCGUCCACCCACCCACCCACUCACCCACCCGAUACCCUCAUGCGGGCAAAUCAUCGUCCUCCUCAUCCCUCACCACAGGGAUCGUCCUCUCACUCAUCCGCCGAGUGGUCAUCGUCUGUGCGGGAGACGGGAACCCACCACCAGUCCCACUGGUGGGCUGCCAAUGUGUGUGGGGGUGGCUGGUGGAGGCGUCGAGCAUCACGGACGCGUCGAUGCGCCUCGCCAGGCCGUCGCAGAGCUUCUCCACCGGCUUGAGGCCGUUCUCGUCUUCCUCUGACGCAUCGGCACCGUAAUCGAUCAGGAUCUGCACACCAAGAGAGAGGGGGAGUCACAAUUGACGGCAGGGACACAUUCGUUUUGGUUUCACCUGCGCCACUCGCCCGUGGCCCAAUGCACAUGCGACAUGAAGGGGCCGGCUUGACUUCGGGUGGAUGAACUCACAACGGGGAUUGGCCAGUCGCUACAGGCAGGCAGACAGACAGACAGACAGGACGGGUGGUGCGUACGCAUUUUCUGCGUCCGUGCAAGUGUGUGGCCACCUGCUCGAGAAUGAACUUGGCAACCUCAUAUUUGUUCAGCCUGCCAGAUGCACAUGCAGCAGAGACGCACACACGUCGAUCACCAGCUGGCGUCUGUCUCCUCUCCCUCUGCUUGGAUGGGUGUGCUGACUUUGCCGCGACAACGAGGGCCCCGUGGGUGGCCCGGAUGAGCCCUGUGUCCAGCCUCAGCUCCAUACACGCAUCGGCCGACUCAGCUAUGAUCUGACGAGACGUCUGUAUAUGGCCCGGCCGCCAACACACACACACACACACACAAACACACACAAACACACACACGCGCGUGUAUGCAUAAGUGCGGGGUGUGUGGGUAUGUGUGUACUCACAUCGUCGCCCAUGUCUCCAAGCCGGGAGAAGAGAGGCGGGAUGACAUCGCCCCUCUCCGGCAAACAACGACCUGCGCGUGUGCAGAAACAAGGCAAUUGGAAGCACGCGUCACCACCCGUCACCCACCUGUCGUGAGCAGGAACCUGACCACUUCACGACGGUUGUUCUGUGGCUGACGGGGAAAUCUGCACACACAAAAACAACGAGAGACGUCCUUGUCUCUGCCAGCCACCCAACCAUGCCAACCACGCAUCCAAUCAUUGACAUACAUUCUCACGAAGCUCAGCCCAUCCCGUGCGUUAGUCGGAUCAACAGCAGCAAGACACAGCGCGAGAGUCAGCGGCGUCCAUCCCUCGUGUGUCUCAAAGAAAUAGGGGUCCCCCUUCCGCCCCGGCCACGGCACCCUGCUGCUGAUGGGCCCCCAAUCGUCUGCCGUGCCGAGAUCCGUGGGCAGUGCCGCCUGUGUCGCGGGGCCAGACCCCAAGGUGACCCUCGGCCGCGCCAUGCCUGCGAUUGAGCCCGGGUCGAUCCCGCGCUCCUCCAGACGGCGGAUGCGGGUCCGCUCAAAGGCCUCAGACUUGGUGAUGCCCUUAGUGACGGCCUCGACAAUGGGGACAUCCCCCUGAUGGAUGGAUGGAGGCAUCAGAGGAUGCCCAUCCUAAUGUUGUGGCCAGGGGUUCCGUUCAUUGAAUGACCCACCCGUGCGAUAGCGAUGUGCAGGGGAGUGAUGCGGGAGUCCUCACUCGACCAACGGUCUGCAGGGGACGGAAGCAACUCUACACAGGUAUACAGACAGGAGCCACCAACAGAGUCCUGUCUCUUUCCCACGUUGUAUGCUGUGCGUGGGAGCUGUCCUGUCACCCACCUACCUUUGCCCGGGAAGUCCAUCAUCCGCACCCCACGAACAGGGUCUGCUCCAUAUGUCAGCAAGAUCUGAACCACCUCCACAUUCUACAAACAGACAGCCAGGCUCGUAUUUGUUGACGUGUCUCUCCCUCCCUCCGCUCCGCCCCCCUUUCCCCCCGCACCGCACCCCUCUGGCAGCAGCGAGUGUGAGCGGCGUGUUUUGGUAGUCCGGCCGCCGGUCCACUGCGUUGACGACCUGUCUGCCCCCCAGUCGGCAUAUCUCCUGCACCAGCCGGGGGCUGCCGCUCCACACGGCGAAGUGCAGGGGCGUCCAUGCGUGCCGGCUCGUCCGUAUCGUCGGGCUGAUGCCCGCCCUCAGAAACAACACCGCCAGACGCACAUGGCCCCUGGUGGACACACAACACAGGUGGUUGAUGGGUCUUAUACGUAUUGCCUUGUCAGCCAUGUUUGUCGCCCACCCCAUGCAAGCGAGGUGGAUUGGCGAGAGGCCGGUGUCCCAGUAGACGGCCUCUGUGCCCUCGCUGGCCACAAUAUCACCGUCGAGGUGAAGAGGCACCACCCCGCCCUUGGCCGCCUCAUUCAGACGCCGAGACUGCACAAACACGUCACCUGCACGGCCAUGCAUUGGGAGCGACAGCAAUCGACGUGUAUGGCUGUGGUGAGGUGUUUAUGCAUGACCACCUGUGACAGCAAGCAUGUCUGCCCCCGCCUUGAUGAGCAUGCCGGCGGUCUUCAUCUUGCCACGAAGGGCACACACAUGCUAAAAAAACAAAAGACAGAGAGAAAAGGCGACAGUGUGUCGACGCAAAGGCCCAUGGCCAUGCCAGUCAACGCACCCACCAGGCAGGUCCAGUCAUGGAAGCCGGUCCUCCUGCUUUUCGCGUUGAGGUUUGUGUUGGCAUAUUUCAUGAGGAACUCAAUGAAUUUCCGCCCGCCCUCGGCACAGACGGGGGAGAUGACUUCACACCCAACAUGCAGCAGAGGGAAGCCGUCCAGCGAGUUGAUGACGUCCUGCCCGUCGACCACCAGCUGACGCAAUAUCAGCUCCUCUCCGCGCAGAGACGCGCUCUGACAGGACAAACAGACAAGAUUCAAUGUGUAGAUGCAGGAAGAAAGGCUGCGUCCGUCUGCAUUUGCUCACGUGCAGGGCUGUCCACUGAUCCUGGGGGUAGUGCGCAAAGACCAACGCACCGGCGCCGAGCAGACAUGUCACGCAAUCCGCCUGGCCCAGAGCGCAUGCCAACCUACACGCCAGACAAAAAGACAGACACGCGGACAGACAGACAGACAGACAGACAGACAGAGAGACAGACAGACAUCGAGCAGAGACAAUCCUUAUCAUUGUCUGUCGUCAUGGGCCUCCCUCCAUCCCUCCGUGCUGACCUCAGCGGUGUCCUUCUCGGCACCAGCUCAUCAACACUAUACACAUUGACGUUGGCCCCUGCCUGGAUGGCACCGUUGAUAGCCGCGAUGUCGCCCUGCUGGAUGGCCACGAACAGUCGCGACGAGGCGUCCAGACUGAGUGGAUCUUCGUCCAGGCGGAUGGAAUGGGCCGCCAGACUCAUCUGAGCGAUAGGCAGAGAUCUCCACACACAUGAGGAGGGGAGACGGGAUGACACUGAGGCGUCUAAGGCGCUUACCUGACACGACGCUUUUCGAGGUCCUCUCGGUGCAAUAAGGGCAGGGUAGAGAGGCUCCUGCCCGGCUCCUUAUCGCAGCCGGCGAGCUUGUGCAU
Molecule: messenger RNA, 3577 nt
Organism: Vitrella brassicaformis
Lineage: Eukaryota; Vitrellaceae
Source: the annotation of a GenBank genome assembly